AUGACAACACCGGAUGUCUUUCGAGAUGCGGAAUACAUCGCUGACGUGUCCGGCAUCCAAUAUGGCAGCAUCACAGAGACAUCGCACACGCUGCAAGACGACGGCAUGAGGAAGAAGCUCCAAACCGCUGCAAGACUGGCCUUCAUCGAUCGCCUACUCCGUGAUCUCGAUAUCCUCAUCUACUGCGAGUUAUCCGCACUCUAUUACCUAGAUUGCUCGAUAGUACUGUUUGCGAUCCGCGCAGUAUCCCAACUGAUCUUCUUCACCCCCAAAGCGCCCCCGUUUGACCCCACGCGGAAUCAGCCCUUUAUCGGAGCCAUCUUCGCAAGUAAUCUCUUUUGCAUGAUCUUUCACAAUUUCUUCAGUCAACCAGAGGCCGGAGAAGCAACUAGAGGCUAUCUACAUGGCGGAAUUCUCAUAGAUUUUAUCGGGCAAAAGGCGCCUGUGCCGCUCACCCACCUCCUGUUCCUCGACUUACUUGUCAUGAUACUCAAUAUCGUGAUGCUGGGUCUUAUAAUUGAGCGUGUGAAGUUGGCCGAGUCUAGAAACACCACCGCUGCUACACCUGCUGCCGCUGCCACUAGUGCAUCCGCACAGGCUGAACCCGACCAAGCGCAGGACCAUGACCACGAGGAACGGGGAGUUUUAGGCCGCGAAACCGAGCCCCGGGGAGGGCCAACAAACGAUGAAAACGAGCGCAGCGAACAAGGCUCCCAUUCCACCCCUUCAGAUACCCACUCGCCACCUCCGAGCGAGGAAGAGCUUGAACGCACCCGACUAUUAGCAGAUCCGUCUGAGAAUGGAGGUAGUCAUACAAAUCAUCAGCAUGCUUUAGACGCAUACUCCUCCGGAGACGCCGUCAUAGCACGCAUGGGACUCUUCAAUGUUAUCCGAGACCAAUGGCGAUUUAGUCCCUCUACGGUACGACGGUCAGCUACCUAUGCGCCGUCGGAUCAAACGGCUGCCUUCUUGCGGGCGCGGUUUGGUCUUCAGGUUGGGGCAAAUGGGCGGCUGGAGAGAGUUGCGACAACAUGA
Messenger RNA from Aspergillus mulundensis, 1035 nucleotides. RefSeq names its product DSC4 family protein. The transcript is spliced from 2 exons. Gene Ontology annotation, biological process: SREBP signaling pathway; protein processing. The coding region runs from base 1 to 1035 and encodes 344 amino acids. Gene Ontology annotation, cellular component: Dsc E3 ubiquitin ligase complex. NCBI's taxonomy places the organism in Eukaryota, Fungi, Ascomycota, Eurotiomycetes, Eurotiales, Aspergillaceae. The record is from RefSeq and is a predicted model, not a curated record.